Messenger RNA from Helicoverpa zea (corn earworm), 889 nucleotides. RefSeq names its product D-erythrulose reductase-like. The transcript is spliced from 5 exons. Gene Ontology annotation, molecular function: L-xylulose reductase (NADPH) activity; carbonyl reductase (NADPH) activity. The record is from RefSeq and is a predicted model, not a curated record. NCBI's taxonomy places the organism in Eukaryota, Metazoa, Arthropoda, Insecta, Lepidoptera, Noctuidae. The coding region runs from base 107 to 841 and encodes 244 amino acids. Gene Ontology annotation, biological process: xylulose metabolic process; glucose metabolic process.
CGAGAUAACUAAGGCUUAUCGAAUACGACAACAGUACAAUACAUUAAUUAGUUUGCGCGCUCUCAAUAAGUAACGUUUGAAGUUUUGUUGUGGACAGAAUUCAAUCAUGGAUAAAUAUUUCAAAGGAAAAAGAAUACUGGUUACUGGUGGAUGCCAAGGUAUUGGACGAGGAAUAGCAGUUGAGUUGUGGAGGCUAGGUGCUAACGUUGUAGUUAUCUCCAAUCAACCAGACAAUUUAGAAAAGCUUAAAAAGGAGUAUCCCUCUAUUGAAAUUGCGUGUGUUGAUCUAUUAGACUGGAACAAAACCAGAGAACUUGUGAAUACCUUAGGCGCUUUCGACGGCCUUGUAAACAAUGCAGGAGUUGUUAUUCUUGAACCAUUUUUUGAAUGUUCCCCUGAAAGUUUUGACAAGACUAUAGCGCUCAACGUAAGGGCAAUCCUUAACAUAAGUCAAAUUGUAGCAAAGAAAAUGAUUGACAACAAUAUCAAAGGAUCUUUCGUGAAUAUUUCUUCGCAAGCAUCAAAAGCAGCUCUUAAGGAUCAUACUUCAUACUGCGCGUCAAAAAGUGCAGUCGACUCGUUGACUAGGACUAUGGCAUUAGAACUUGGGCCUCACGGCAUUCGGGCGAACUCGGUCAAUCCUACAGCGGUUAUGACAGAUCUGGGCAGGAAGGUCUGGUCUGAGCCUGCUAAGUCUCAAGAAAUGCUUUCGAAGAUUCCUUUGGGAAGGUUUGGAGAAGUAGAAGAAGUUGUCAACACGGUUUUAUUUCUUCUCAGUGACAGUGCCAGUAUGAUCACUGGUGCACACCUACCUGUUGAUGGAGGAUUCCUAGCAACAUAAAUAGGACUAAUCAUAUUUUACUGUUCUUUAAUAAAGCUAAGAAAAACA